ACAGGCAGUGACGUUAACCAGUGACUCCGAAUGUAGCAGGGAACAUAAACAAGCAAGAUUAAUUGUUUCUUAACCACUUUCCCGACUGUUUAUUUUCGAAAUUUAGCUCUAUUUUGUUCUUUUUGUUGCUCCAGUUAAAGAUUAACUCUCAACGGCUGCUUCUAGUGAACUAAAACCGACACAUGGGGCAAACAGGAGGGGAAAUCGGCUGUUACAACGUGUCAGGUCGGUGAGCUUCUCCACUUAGCAUGAAAACGGGUCACUUUUGACAGAAAACACACGGAGACAGGAUGGAGACAGCAGGCGGCUACAACGUGGAGGGGAGCCCCAGCCCCCCUGCUGUGCCCUCCACCAUGUCCAUAGACAGGCUGCUACCUGCUCUCCUGGAGUGCUUUGGGAUCAUCCUGUGUGGAUACAUAGCAGGAAGGACCAACAUCAUCACCACCACUCAGGCCAAAGGAUUGGGCAACUUUGUAUCAAAGUUUGCUCUCCCUGCCCUCCUUUUUAAGAACAUGGUGUUACUGGACUUUGGAAACGUCAUCUGGCCCUUCCUGUGGGGGAUCCUCAUCGCUAAAGUGGCUGUAUUUUGCAUCGUUUGCUUCCUCACUCUCAUAGUGUCCAGUCCUGACAGCCGCUACAGUAAGGCUGGCAUCUUCUCAAUAUUUGCAACCCAAAGCAAUGACUUUGCUUUGGGCUAUCCAAUAGUUGAAGCCCUCUAUCAAAGCACAUACCCAGAGUACCUCCAGUACAUCUACCUGGUUGCACCCGUGUCCCUGAUGCUCCUAAAUCCCGUCGGCUUUGCACUGUGCGAGAUCCAAAAGUGGAAGAAUCAGGGAAACCACCAGCAGAGAAAACUGUUGAUUGUGGGACAUGUACUCCUGCAAGUCUUGAAGAACCCCAUUGUAUUCAUGGUUAUUGUAGGCAUCAUCGCCCACUUUGCCCUGCACCAGAGAAUUCCUGCUUUCAUGGCUGAGUUCAUAGACGGCUUGGGCAACUCUUUUGGUGGAGCAGCUUUGUUCUAUUUGGGUCUGACCAUGGUGGGCCAGUUGAGGAAACUGACCAGAUCCACUGUUGUGACACUGAUUUUGCUCAUUACAGCUAAACUGCUGGUAUUGCCGCUUCUCUGUAAGGAUAUGGUGGAUGUUUUGGAUAACAGCAGCAAUACUACGAACCACUCCAGCCUCUCAGAUUAUGCUUUUCUUUACGGAGUCUUCCCCACUGCACCAAGCGUGGCCAUCUAUGCUGUUUACUAUAACGCAGAACUAGAAGUUGUGACCGCCGGGAUGGUGAUCAGCACUUUUCUCUCGGCUCCAAUAAUGUAUGUCUCAGCCUGGCUACUUACCAUCCACUUAAUGGAUCCCCAGUGUCUGAUGAAUUCACUUGAGAGUGUCAGCUUUAAUAUAAGCAUAGUGAGCUUAGUGGCUCUGCUGUGGACAGUUGCUGUCAUGUUUUUAAGCAAAACGUUUAGGAGACUUCCUCACAUGUUUACAGUCAACCUGUUCUUGGCGCAGCUGUUCAGCUGCAUUGGGAUGAUUCUGUGGAACUUUGUGGUGAAGGAAGACAACUUUGUUGCGCAAGUCCUCAUUUUCACAUUGCUGUCUACUUCACUCUACAGUAGUUUUAUGUGGCCAGGGUUAAUAGCACUCUCGAUUGUGCUUAUGAAAAAGUAUGAGGAUCUUAGAGGAGCACCAGGUGCGCUGGUCAUCGCAGGCUGGGGGAUCCCUUCUUUGGUAACUUCUAUUCUGCUCAUCUUCGGCGAAAAAAGGUCUGACGCUAUUGAUUCUUUGUUCUUCUAUGGCAAACUACAGAUCAUUUGCACCACAGUAGUGGUCAGCUUCAGUAUACUUCUUGGAGGAGGCUCUUUGGUGUGUCUUAGUAGAGGAAGUUGGGAGCAAGAUGAAGAAUAUGAAGACACACAAAGUUCAUUUGAACCUUACCAGGAUCAGGUGACCGAGGUUGAACCAGAAAUUCAGACUCUCAUAGAGCCAGGAAACGGAACAGGAGGAGAGUGUUUCAGAUGUGCCUGUGCUCCAGCCACGCCCAUGCCCGACAUGAUCAUCAGCACAAACAUGACCAACAGCCUAAGCUCCCUCCCAGUUCAUUGUGAGAAUGGCUGCGAGUCGACAGACUGUCUCCUUGCUCAGAUGGAUGAACACCAGCAGGUGAAAGACAGACAAGUGGUCCGUCAUGUGCUCCUGUGUCUGCUUCUGACUGUCUUCCUUCUGGCUAACCUUUCCAGUGGUCUGUGGUUGCUUUACAACCACCUUCAUGGGAGACUCUACUUGGAGCUUCAGUUCUUCUGUGCUAUAGCAAACUACGGACAGGGAUUUAUCUCCUUUGCUCUUUUUGGGUUGGACAAGCAUAUUAUUUUACUGCCAUUGAAGAGGUUAUACAGUCGCUGUUUUGGAAAGAAGAAAAAAGAAGAACCGGAUCUGGAUUUACCAGAUGACAUCAGGAUGACCUGCCUUCAGUUUACCAAAUACCACAAACAGCAGUGUUGUCAUGACAUUGUUAAAAAGAGAAGGUGUGGUGUGAGGACCAUGCUGGACUGUUUCCGCGGCUGUGAGCUGGUGGAUUGGCUUCAGCAGGUGGGCUUGGCGCAGGACCGCGGCGAGGCGGUCCUCUACGGGACGCGGCUGCAGCAGGGCGGCGUGCUUCAGCACAUCAAACAGGAGUACAGCUUCGAAGACAGUCAGCUUCAUUACUACUUUACUGCACCAAACUAAGGCAUCAAAGUUAACCGUUAUUUUCUUCUCAAAGGGACACAUUUCAGUUUAGACAUGAACGACACAGUCGACACACUGUACAGAGCAGCUCUCUGUGAAGGUUUAUGCUACGUGACAUUAAAGUCUAGUAGAGUAACAGCAAACUCUUACUCUGCAGUUUAUUCCUAUUAAAAAAGGGAAAACAAUAUACAUAUUGGAGUAUUUUUAGAACCACCUGAGGCAUUUUAUCUAGCAUUUAUAAAAUAUGAAAUUUUAGCUGCUUUGCUAAACUGUGACUUGGUUCAGAUGGAUAUUCUUUCAGAUGAUCAGGCAUGUUCAGUAAGCCCUUAUUAAGCCACACAACCAGAGCCACUUACUUGGAGCUAAAACUGAAUGUUUUACACAACCAAUUAUCCUUGGUUGUGUGGGGAAAAAAAUGGCAUAAGAGUUUUUACAUUACUGAAUGGGAUUAUUGAUCCUGUGAGAUAAAAAAAAGAUUUUUAUGCAGUAAUUGCUUAAGUUGUAUCACUGUAUGAUUGGUGAAGCACAAAGAGGCCAAGUUGAUAUUGCAGGGAAAAAAUGCUACCCAUCUACUGAAUGUAUUCGUUUUUUAAAUCUGUACACACAUAAUUGUGUGUACAAUUAUGUACACACAAUUGUACACAAUUGUGUGUACAAUUGUGUACAAUUGUACACAAUUGUACACACCUACAAUUGUAGGUGACCUACACCUACACCUACAAUUGUAGGUGUAGGUCAUCAGACCCUUUAAAGUGGCUCUUUAUGACUUAAAAUGCAUGAAGUGACAUAGAAACAAGCAAAAAUGUUGUACAUAAAUAAAAACCAAUAGAAAAUGCAUUUUUUAGCAUUUCAAACAUUUCCUUUGACUUUAUAAAGAAUGACACAAUAUGUAAGCUUAUUUUUUUCUUCUUCUUCUUAGUCCUGUUAUGUCAUUCAGAUGCAAAGUGUGCUUUAUUUUAUUUUUAAGGGACCUAUCAUUUCUAAAUAUAGUAAAAAAAACAAAAACUUUCUUGCAAAAAAUCUAAUGUUUUUGUUCUAAGACCUAAAAUUAGAAUUGAAUAUAUGGUGGUUCUUUAGUUUAAAAAUAUUUUUAACAAAAUCAAUUAUUUAAAUGUUUAUUUCACUUAGCACACAUUUUGUAAAGGUGAGGUAGAUUUUAAAGCUGCGGGAACAAAAUAUUUAGAAGGAAGAAGGUUGAAAAUGUCUGGAUUGUAAAGGCUAAUAAAUCCUGUCCUAAAGUGAUAAAGGGAAGACAGGAUUAUAUGUCCAGCAUUUAUUAAAUUAAGCAUGGGUAUUGUUACUUAAAAGUUUGCAUUUUCUGAGCAUGAGUGGAAGGUUUAAAUUUUACAGGUAAGGCUACCAAUAUCUUAAAAAAGCCACAGCAAAUGUUUCUCAGGUUAUGUUAGCCGUGUUUAUAGAUAGUGUUUUAAUUAAAAUAGUAAACUAUUAGAUAGAGUUAAAAAUGGUCAUAAACUGGGUCUGCCUGCUUUACUCAAUGCACUGAAAGUCUCUCAUGUUGCACAGUUUAGAUCAGUGGAACAAUAUUAAGCUGUUGCUGUGAAUUUCACUUUACUCAAAUCAAUGUUUAUAGAGCUGCUGUCCCAUAUUCUAUUAACUAAAAUGAUUUAAUUAAUAGAGAUAUUGCAACAUCUUUUUCAUUUACACAUUCAUGUGUACUAUUAGGGCCGUCCGAGGAGUAUAUUUCUGCCAAAAAAUCUCAGAAAUUUCAAGAUUAAUUUCACAUAUUUACAAGAAAAAGAGAUAUUUUCUGAAUAGGUUUAAAUUCAUAAGAAAAAUUUACUGUUUUCUGUAAUUAAAGGCAUAAAAAUUUGUCUUUAAUCAUGGAAUCUUUUUUUUUUGAAAAUCUACAACCGUUUGACAUCAGAAUAUCUACUUUUUUUCUUGUAAGUAUGCAAAAUUAAUCUAAAAAUUGCUGUUUUUUUGGGUAGAAAUAUACUCCUCCAAGGAGCAUAGCUAGAUAGACAUAAUUAAUCUACAAUCGCCCUAAUGCACCGGUACUACUGUAUUUCUUUCAGCACAUAAUACUGAAAUCUUCAUAUUUGUUCUUGAAGGGAAAUGGUCAGCUUCUUGUCCAUGUUUGUGGAAGACGCAUUUAAAAGACAAAUGAAAACCUUGAUUGAUUUGCAGCUGAAGACCAAGACGAUCAAUAUGUCCAACUAGUCAAUCUGAUGAUUGAAUUGUAGAAAAUGUUCCGCUGUUGACUUGAAAAUGUUCAUCUUGACUAACCUCUAACACAUAAAUCUUGUUAAAGUUUAAUGCUGCUAUUUUAAUUAUUUUUAAAUAAAGAGAUGAAUUGUCUGUUUUUUAAGAUUGUUUUAUUAAUUUUGUUGCAAGUUUUUAAUAAAUCCUUCUUUAAUAAA
Molecule: messenger RNA, 5107 nt
Organism: Xiphophorus hellerii (green swordtail)
Lineage: Eukaryota; Metazoa; Chordata; Actinopteri; Cyprinodontiformes; Poeciliidae
Gene: gpr155a
Product: G protein-coupled receptor 155a
Exons: 16
Coding region: 291-2726 (811 amino acids)
Biological process (GO): negative regulation of BMP signaling pathway; transmembrane transport; intracellular signal transduction
Cellular component (GO): membrane
Source: RefSeq, a predicted model, not a curated record